GCAGCAGGCAAGCACCUGCUCCGAGCGCACUGAGCCAUUUUCAGCCGGACUUUUUUCUACAAGUCAAACAUACAACAAACGAGUUUCAGCAACGACCAUGUUGUUCCUUUAAAGCCGCAGAUUCCGGAUAUGUGCCUACAAGAAGUCCCGUCGUGAUCGCGAAGGCGCACACAAAGGGCCCCGAGGGGCUGAAGCCGGAUUGGAACCUGCAGGUUGGCAGCGGAGGUUGUUGUGAAGCGGCACUGGGUCUCUCUCUCUCUCUCUCUCUCUCUCUCUCUCUCUCUCUCUCUCUCAUGAACCGGGACGAAGAAAAGGGUUGGGACAGGGAGGAAUAGCUGGAGGGAGGGAUGGCUGAAUAACGAGGAGAGAAACACCCACUCCGGACUGACCGAAUUGUAUCCGGAGAGAAGGAGUGAGAGAGAAAGAGAGAGAGGGAGAGAAAGAACAAGAAGAAAGAGGAACCAACCAUCCUAGUAUUCAGAGGAUUUCCUUUGGGGAUAAAAGGACGCCUCGAAUUGAUGCUGGAGAGGUCUAGACUGCUGCUUGUGAGGAUGUUGUCACCGGGACAGAUUAGGUGGUGCUUGUGGGCUCCACUGGUGUUACUGGCCCUAGUUUCCCAUUCCCCCUCUAAGGCACAAGAUGAGGUUCCAGCUCCGAGGAGGCUGCGUUUCAAAGUGCUGAGCUCAAACAAACUCCUUGUUUCCUGGAAAGAGCCCAAAGGAGACUUUGACAGCUAUCUAUUCCUCUACAACAGUACACCAGGUGGUCAGCAGAGGGAAAUCAUAAUAUCUAAAUCUGACACAAAGGUGUUGAUAACAGACUACAACCCCUCUAAGGACUACACUGUCAGUGUCAUCAGUGUCAGUGGCAGUGAGCAGAGCAGACCUCUUCAGGGCAGACAUAAAGCUGAAAGAGGUGAGAGUGACGGAGAAGACAAGACUGAGCCCGAGAGGCUGACUGAGCCAGUUGUACCUCUUGAGGAUGCCAACGAGAUCUCUGGAGUUGAUCAGUUUGUGUGCCACACUGAGGCCAUUGCAGACAUCGUGAUCCUGGUGGACGGCUCCUGGAGUAUUGGUCGGCUCAACUUCCGACUGGUCCGCAUGUUCUUGGAAAAUUUGGUCAAUGCCUUUGAUGUUGGCAUCGAUAAGACAAGGAUAGGUCUGGCUCAGUACAGUGGUGAUCCCAGGAUAGAAUGGCAUCUAAAUGCUUUCUCCACGAAAGAUGCCGUCAUUGAUGCCGUUAAGAACCUGCCAUACAAAGGAGGAAACACUCUCACAGGCCUUGCAUUGACCUAUAUCCUGGAGAACUGCUUCAAGCCUGAGUCUGGCUCACGGGUGGGUAUACCCAAGAUUGGGAUCCUCAUCACAGACGGGAAGUCCCAGGACGAUGUCAUACCUCCUGCAGAGAGCCUGCGAAAUGCUGGGGUUGAGCUGUUUGCUAUUGGUGUUAAGAAUGCUGAUGAGAAUGAGCUGCUCUCCAUCGCCUCAGAGCCGGACAACACUCACGUCUACAACGUGGCCGACUUCAACAUCAUGAGCUCCAUUGUACAGGGUCUGACCAAGACUGUGUGUGAACAAGUGGAGCUGCAAGACAAGGACAUCAAACAGAAACAGACACCAGAGGAGACAGGAGCGCCGCUUGAGCUGUUGACAUCAGAAGUCACACCCAGGAGCUUUAGGGUUUCAUGGAGCCACGCCCCUGGAAACGUAGAGAAAUACAGAGUGGUUUAUCACCCUGCUAGCGGAGGAGAACCACAUGAGGCUGUAGUGGACGGUAGUGAGACUUCAGUGGUGUUACAGCAUCUCACCUCUCUCACUGAGUACCGUCUGGCUGUGUUUGCUGUGUACGCAAACGAGGCAAGUGAAGCUCUCAGAGGAUCAGAAACAACCCUGGCCCUUCCCACAGUGAUGGCCCUCCAGCUGUUUGAUGUGACUCACAACACAAUGAGAGCAAGAUGGGACAGUGUGGAUGGAGUUUCUGGCUACAUGCUGCUGUAUGCACCUCUUACAGAUGAGGGAGACCUGGAUGAGAAGGAGGUCAAGGUGUCUGAUGCAGUGACAGAGCUGGAGCUGGAUGGAUUGACCCCUCGCACUGAAUACACCGUCACUGUUUAUGCCAUGUAUGGGGAGGAGGCCAGUGACCCUAUUACAAACCAGGAAACUACAUUACCACUGAGUCAUCCCAGCAACCUCCAGUUCUCUGACAUCACUCACAACUCCGCCCACAUCAGUUGGGACCCCGUGCCCAGAGGAGUUAAAGGUUAUCGCAUCAUGUGGGUCAAGACAGACGGACUAGUCACGGAAGAGGUGGAGGUAGGUUCAGUGAACUCCUAUGACCUCAGUGAGUUGACGUCUCUGAUGGAGUAUUCAGUGGCCAUCUUUGCCCUGUAUGAUGAGGGCCAAUCGGAGCCACUCACAGACGGAUUCACUACCACUCCAGUUCCUGGUCCUUUGGAUCUACGCUCCAAUGAUGUUGGCAUAGACAGCUUUCAGGUCAGCUGGGAUCACUCAGCCAAUGACAUCAUCCUCUACAGACUCUCCUGGGCACCGUUCACAGGUGGCGACACAAAGGAGGUGGUCUUGAGUGGAAGUGAAAACAGAUACAUCCUGACCAGUCUGAGUCCGUCGACUGAGUAUGAAGUUAUGUUAACAGCUGUAUUCAAAGAUGAAUCUGAGAGUGACACCGUCUCUGUUAUAGAGACCACAUUGGCCAAGACAACAACGAUUGCUACCACAACCACAGUGGCACGUCUGGCUGUGAGAAACCUUCUGCUGAGUGACGAGACCACCCAGAGCUUAGAGGCAUCAUGGGAGCUGGAAGACCCCCAAGUGGAAAGCUACAGGGUCUCCUACGCUGGCCUCAGGGGCGACCACCAAGAGGAGUCUGUGUUAGUUCCUGGUGGUCAGAGGAGAGCAGUCCUUCAGCCUUUACUGCCUGACACCCAGUACAAAGUGACAGUCACCCCAGUUUACACUGACAGAAAAGACGGAAUCAGUGUCUCUGCCCUGGGUGCCACAUUGCCCCUCUUUUCUCCCGGAAACCUACGGGUGUCAGAAGAGUGGUACAACCGCUUCAGGGUCACCUGGGAUCCACCUCAGUCUCCUACAGUGGGUUACAGGAUCGUCUACCAGCCCAUCUAUGUUCCAGGACCAGUUAUGGAGACAACAGUGGGUAAAGAUUUGAACUCCAUGCUGCUACUGAAUCUACUAACUGGGACGGAGUACAGUGUUCAAGUGACGGCUUCCUACCCUACAGGACAAAGUGAACCACUGCUAGUGAAUGCCAAGACAUUGAUCCUCGGUGUCUCUGGCUUGUCGACCUAUCAGGUACGUCCCAACAGCCUGUGUGUCCAAUGGCUGCCUCUUCUACAUGCCACGUUAUACAGAGUCUCCAUACAGUCUACACUCAAUGGUCAGAGGCAGGAAGUGAGCCUGGGAGGUGGUGCUUCCCGACAGUGCUUCUAUGACCUGACUCCCAGUAGCCAGUACCAGAUCAGCAUUCACAGCCAGAUGCGGGAAAUGGAGGGACCUUCUGUCUCCAUCACUGACAUGACGCUGCCAGCGCCCACUCAAGCUCCGACUGAACCCCCCACCACAGAGCCCCCUCCCACCAUCCCACCUGCUAAAGAAGUGUGUAAGGAGGCCAAGGCUGACCUGGCAUUCCUGGUCGACGGUUCCUGGUCCAUAGGAGAUGACAACUUCAUGAAGAUCACGCGUUUCCUCUAUAGCACCAUGGGAUCACUGGAUUUGAUUGGCCCGGAUGGCACCCAGGUGGCCAUUGCUCAGUUCAGCGACGAUGCUCGGACAGAGUUCCAGCUGAGUUCCCAUGGCAACAAAGAAGCGCUGUUGGAAGCUAUUCAGAGGAUCAGAUACAAGGGAGGAAACACCAAGACAGGUCGGGCCAUCAAACAUGUGAAGGAGACUAUUUUCACCCCAGAGGCCGGAGCUAGAAGGGGCGUUCCUAAAGUCCUGGUUGUUCUCACUGAUGGACGUUCACAAGAUGAUGUCAACAAAGUGUCCAAGGAGAUGCAGAUGGAUGGCUAUAUCAUCUUUGCCAUUGGCUUUGCGGACGCAGACUACGGGGAGCUGGUGAAUAUUGCCAGCAAGCCCAGCGACAGACACGUCUUCUUCGUGGACGAUUUGGAUGCUGUGAAGAAAAUAGAAGAACAGCUCAUUACUUUUGUCUGUGAGGCUGCCACCGCCACUUGUCCAUCAAUUUUGAUGAGUGGUAAUACAAUGGCAGGUUUCCGUAUGAUGGAGAAGUUUGGCCUAGUAGAGAAGGAGUACAGCACCAUACCUGGAGUUUCUCUGGAGCCAGGUUCAUUCAACAGCUUCCCCUGUUACAGAUUACACCGUGACGCCCUGGUGUCACAGCCCACCAAGUACCUUCACCCUGAAGGUUUACCCUCUGACUACACCAUUUCUAUGAUGCUCCGUCUACUUCCUGAAACCCCGCAGGAGCCCUUUGCAUUGUGGGAAAUCCUCAACAGGGACAACGAACCAUCGGUGGGACUAAUCCUGGACAACUCUGGAAAGACCCUGACGUUCUUCAACUAUGACUACAAAGGAGACUUCCAGACCGUCACCUUUGAAGGAACUGAAAUCAAAAAAAUCUUCCAUGGCAGCUUCCACAAGCUCCAUGUAACCAUCAGCAAGACGUCUGUGAAGGUGGUGUUAGAUUGUUCUGUGGUCGGGGAGAAAUCCAUCAGUGCUGCUGGCAACAUUACCACCGAUGGAGUGGAGAUCCUCGGAAGGAUGGUUCGUUCCAGAGGCAGACGCGACAACUCUGCUCCAUUCCAGCUCCAGAUGUUUGACAUCAUCUGCAGUACAUCCUGGGCCAGCAGAGAUAAGUGUUGCGAACUACCAGCAUUGAGAGUUGAGGAGCAGUGCCCUUCCAUGCCUCAUGCCUGUACCUGCUCCCAGGACAGCAAAGGACCUCCAGGACCUUCCGGACCCCCUGGCGGUCCAGGCAUAGCAUAAUCAGGAGCUGGAGCAAACAGAUGAGAGCCAGGCGCAUGCGGACCUCAUGGUCCAGUGGGAGAGAUUGGCCCUUCUGGACCCCCAGGGCCGCCAGGUCCUCAGGGACCCAGUGGUCUCUCUAUUCAGGGCCCCCCGGGUGCUGCUGGGGAGAAGGGAGAGAGAGGAGAGAUCGGUCCAGCCGGACAAAUGGGUGUUCCUGGAAGCUCGGGCUCCCCUGGUAGAGAUGGCCCCCCAGGAGUAAGGGGUCUGCCAGGUAAUAAUGGACCACAGGGACAACAAGGACCUCCUGGACCCCUUGGAUCCCCAGGAGCACCAGGAGCUCCAGGACCUGGUGGACCAGCAGGGGCCCAAGGAGAUCAAGGACUUCCUGGUUCUGCUGGUACCAAAGGCGAUAAGGGAGAAAGAGGCGAUGUGCAAUCCCAAGCUGCUGUGCGUGCCAUUGCACGGCAAGUGUGUGAACAGCUCAUCCAGAGCCACUUGUCUCGCUAUAACUCUAUACUGAACCAGAUCCCUGUCCAGUCAGCGGCGUCAGUCCGAACAGUACCCGGACCACCCGGAGAGCCAGGUAGGAGAGGCCUCCCAGGACCUCAGGGAGAGCAAGGGCCAUCCGGCAGGCCAGGCUUCCCUGGUGCUAGCGGCCAGAAUGGACAACCAGGAGAGAGAGGUCUGCCGGGAGAGAAGGGAGAGAGGGGGAGUCCUGGGAUUGGGAGUCAGGGACCUCGAGGACAAUCCGGACCUCCAGGCCCGCCAGGGGAAGGACGGACAGGCAGCCAGGGCCCCCCUGGUCGGCCUGGUAACCCGGGAACACCGGGGAGGUCGGGGAAUCCAGGUGCCUCAGGACCAGCUGGCCCACCAGGAUACUGUGACCAGAACUCCUGUGUGGGGUACAACGUUGGAGUCCAACCCCUGCCUCACGGCGGCUACCAGCCCUACAACCAGCCGUACAACCCUGCUGCAGUGGCUUACAGCAAUGAUCAAGGAGGCGAAGACGAGGAGGAAGAGGAGGAGGAGGAGGGAGAGGAAGAGCAGGACCCCUAUUACCGUGGUUACCCCCCUCAGUACUACCCCCAACAGCCCUCACAACUGGCUCAUGGCCACCAUGGUUACCGCUCGAGCCCCACCCACUCUGAGGACACGGAGGUGAGGUCGCCGGGCGUCGCCAGGAGGUUUUCACGUGAUGUCGUCGUCAUGGAGCAGAGUGAGGAGGGAGGACUGUAGAGGAAGGAUGGACUCACCUAAAGUGCUUGAGCCCCGCAUGCCACAACACACACACACACAAACACUGAUAGUCACACAUGGAAACAAAUCAGACACUGACACACACACACACACACACAUCGUCCCCCAUCUGAAACUGUGGUGAGAGCCCCCCCCUCCCCCUCCAUGUGUAUCCAGUGGUUUGCUCCAUCUGGUGAAACAAUGUAAAUAGCUCUGUGGACUCUUGUACGAUAUCGCUGUAAAAAGGGGGGUCCGAAAAGUGCCUGAUCUAUGUUAGCAUCGUCCAGUGGUAAUGUAAAGGUAAGACCUGUUUCUUCCCAUCUCACAGCUGAAUUCAGGACUAAACCCUUCUUUUUGUGUGAAGCUGCAUGUCUCCUUUGAGCCAAACAUUGAGUGUGUAACUGGACAUGCACAUCUUGUUUUGGUUGUAUGUAUCUAGCUAGAUUAUUUUACAAUUCAAAUGGAGGACGUUGAGCUGGCAACAUUUGUAAAGUUACAGGCUGCUUUUUAUAAUGAUGAAUCAUGAUUCUCCGCUUCCCAUGCUGUCUUUAUGUCCUUCUUCUCUUCUUGUUAUUGAAGUGAGUUUCUCCGUACAGUAUUGUGUUAAGUUUGCUCCUUUUUACCAACUAUUAUUGGAGUUGAUGCCCCGAAAUUUACUUUAGAAGCAUACCAUUUCUGUUAAGUUUAAUAUUACCUUAACACUGUGGAACACAAUCAAAUGUAUUGCUUUUUUUUAUUCACAGAAGAUCUGACUUCCAUCACAUUUUGUCCUGCAAUAUUUCCUUCUGUUGCUACAUAAUGAACAAGGUCUGUUCUGGGUUUUAACACUCAGAUUCUGUUGUUGGUCUCGUGUUGCUUCCCCAGUUUGUUUCGUUUAUUGUUCUUAUGCAGUCGGGCCUGAUUACUGUGGAAGCCGCAUGCUCAUUGGUUGACCUCUGACCCCCUGCUGGAAUGAGACCUCCAGUUAUUAUUAAAAAACAGUCAGCUGGCUCUCAGUUAAACCAAUUAGGAUACACAAGUGUAAACUUAAGCCCUCAUGCACUGCAGUCUGAAAAAAGAAGCACUAAAGUAACUAAAAGUUGAGCUGUGAGCUGGCCCUGGUCUAUUUGAGAAACUGUCAAAAUUGAACAGAUUUAAUAAGGAAUGCGUCUCGCCACCACGCCCUUUAGUACAAUAUGAACUUAUUUAUUUUGUAUUUUUGAUUUUAUAACCAAUAAAUCUGUAAUGAGACUAUAAAA
Messenger RNA from Perca fluviatilis (European perch), 7435 nucleotides. RefSeq names its product collagen, type XIV, alpha 1a (gene col14a1a). The record is from RefSeq and is a predicted model, not a curated record. NCBI's taxonomy places the organism in Eukaryota, Metazoa, Chordata, Actinopteri, Perciformes, Percidae. The transcript is spliced from 48 exons. Gene Ontology annotation, cellular component: interstitial matrix. Gene Ontology annotation, molecular function: protein binding.